Messenger RNA from Vidua chalybeata, 1645 nucleotides. RefSeq names its product heme binding protein 2 (gene HEBP2). Gene Ontology annotation, cellular component: cytoplasm. The record is from RefSeq and is a predicted model, not a curated record. The transcript has 5 exons. Lineage: Eukaryota; Metazoa; Chordata; Aves; Passeriformes; Viduidae. Bases 133 to 684 code for a protein of 183 amino acids.
UAGGGUUGAGGCAUGGGAGGAGCUUGCCCAAACUCAAAUAAACACUGACAUGCAGCAUCUUAUGAGGAUGUGCAGCCUCCACAGGACACACUGCAACAGCUGGAAGGACAAGGAUUGAAACUCUCUGGCAAGAUGAUAAAGUCCUUCAAGCAAACGUUCCUGUCCCUGGACCUGCAGUCCCCUCGCUGGAGCUCAGCAGAGGCAAAGGCAAAGGACUAUGAACUGCGUCAGUACGAGACAGCAAAGUGGGUCAGCACAGUCAUUAAGGGAGAAACCCAGAAGGAAGCCAUGCGCCAGGGCUUCUGGAAACUCUUCCACUACAUCCAGGGAAAGAAUGAAAGAGAAAUGAAGAUUGACAUGACUGUGCCAGUGACCUGCCUGGUAAAAUCAGGCUGCACAGACUUCAAGAUCUCUUUCUUUGUGCCAUUUGAACAUCAGGACUGCCCCCCUCAGCCCACUGACUCUGAUGUGUUCAUUGAGGAGCGGAAGGCAGCAGCUCUCUUUGUCCGGUCCUUUGGUGGAUUUGCCUCCCCAGAGAAGUAUGCUGAGGAAGCUGAUGCCUUGGCCAGAACCUUAAGAAACAGAGGCCAACCAUUCCAUGAAGACUUCUUUUAUACUGCAGGCUAUGACAGUCCCUUCAAGCUCUUUAACAGGCAUAAUGAAGUGUGGUAUUUUAAAAAGUAACACUACAGGGGAUAUUGAGAGGGUACUAAGCAGCUCUGGAUGAAAACAGACCUUGUUAAUGGCUUGUAUUUUAGUGCAGAAGAGCUUUAAUUCACAUGUCCAAAUUUAAUUCACAAUGUCCAAAUUUAUUUUCUCUAGUAUGAAUAACUUUUCUGGAUAAAAACAUUUCAAAAUGUAAUUCAAGAUCAUACCAGGUGGAGCAGGCAGGAUACAUAACAAACUUACUCCUCUUAUUGAAAGGUUUUAAGCAACACAAAUAAUGUGAAAAUCCUGCUGAAUUUUAAGUAUGUAGCUUUAUUUCUCAUUAGAAGUGCUACAGGGCUAGUUGAAGCAUUAUGGAAAAGGAGUUCUUCAUAACUGACUUUCAUAAGCUGGCUUUCCUCAUACUGACAUCACCCGAGAGCAGGGAGGAAUUUAAAUGACUUUUUCAGAGAAGCAAGCUUCCAUUAAGGAGCAUUAGAAAACAAGUAUCUUAGCAGGCCUUAGUGACUCAUAAACAGUAACUGUUGUUAAUUAGUUAAGUAGUAUUAUCAAAAUCUCCCACUUCUCCAACUUUUUUCCCUUGUGAAGACCAAAUGUUGUGUAGUUUAAAUCCAGAAUCCUUGGAAAAGAUUACCAAGUCCAAGCUGUACACCUGUUCUGAGAGGAUCUGCACCUGAAUAUGUAUUACCAGGAUUACUGGUGGACUAUUACUUCAGUAGCAAAUAUACAAGUAUUAAGUUUAGCUCUCUCCUUAAAACACUUGAAAUACUCUAAGUUAUUUAGCUUUGUCUAAAAUAUGGUCACUUGCAGCCUGCACACCAGCAGUAUUUGACACCUCAGUUAAGAAACCUGAAGGACAAGCAUCAAGCCUAGUUUAGUCUCUGCUCUAAAUUUAGCAUGUUAAAUCUUAAUAUAGUAGCCUGGAGGUGUUUUGCAUCAAGUUGUUCCAGACAGAAAGGUCACAACACCAGGUAGAGUU